Messenger RNA from Mesoplodon densirostris (Blainville's beaked whale), 2487 nucleotides. It is a transcript of the gene SH3RF3, whose product is annotated as SH3 domain containing ring finger 3. Gene Ontology annotation, molecular function: metal ion binding; protein binding. The transcript is spliced from 11 exons. Lineage: Eukaryota; Metazoa; Chordata; Mammalia; Artiodactyla; Ziphiidae. The coding region runs from base 1 to 2487 and encodes 828 amino acids. The record is from RefSeq and is a predicted model, not a curated record.
AUGCUGCUCGGAGCGCCCAGGCUGUGCGCGUCCAGGGCGGCCGCCGCUGCGCAGAGCGAGGGCGACGGCGACAGGCUGGGCGGGGACAUGGACGAGUCGUCGCUCCUGGACCUGCUGGAGUGCUCCGUGUGCUUGGAGCGCCUGGACACGACGGCCAAGGUGCUGCCCUGCCAGCACACCUUCUGCCGCCGCUGCCUGGAGAGCAUCGUGUGCUCGCGCCACGAGCUGCGCUGCCCCGAGUGCCGCAUCCUCGUGGGCUGCGGCGUGGACGAGCUGCCCGCCAACAUCCUGCUGGUGCGCCUGCUGGACGGCAUCCGUCAGCGGCCCCGCGCCGGCGCCAGCCCUGGCAGCAGCCCGCCCGCGCGUCCUGGUCUGGGCCCCAGCCCCGGUUCGGGGGCGGCCUCGGCGCUCGCGGGUCCUGGGGGCAGCGCCUCUGGCUCCCCGGUUCUCCUCCCCGCGGCGACCAGCGCCAACGCCAGCCUGCGUGAGCUGGCAGCCAGCAGGAGCGCGCCCCCAGCAAAGAACCAGUGCCUGCUCCCGCCCCCCAAAGCCCUGCACAGCUGCGAGGGGAAGGAGCCCGGGGACCUCAGGCUCAGCGAGGGGGACGUCAUGGUCUUGCGGCACCGGGUGGACGAGCGCUGGUACCACGGCCUCCUGCCCGCCAGCCAUGUCCAGGGCAUGCGGCCCCUGCCCCAGGCCCCGCCCCAGGGCAAAGCACUCUAUGAUUUUGAGAUGAAGGACAGAGACCAGGACAAGGACUGUCUGACCUUCGGCAAGGAUGACGUCCUGACUGUGAUCAGAAGGGUUGAUGACAACUGGGCAGAGGGAAUGCUGGGAGACAAGAUCGGGGUCUUCACUCCGCUGCACGGGGAGCUCAACGAUGCCGCCAAGCAGCUGAUGGAGAUGGACAGGCUGGGCCCGGCCUCAGCGUCUGGCUGCCUCGCCUUCGUGCCCUCUGACCCCGGUGCGGAGGCCAGCGCGGCCCCGGGUCCCACUUCAGGCGGCACGGGGGCGGUCAGCGCCUUCCAGCGGCGUGUGGACAGUAAGAAGAAUGCCAAGAAGCGGCACUCCUUCACGGCGCUCAGCGUGACGCACAAGUCCACACAGGCCGCCAGCCACAGGCGCUCCAUGGAGAUCAGCGCCCCCGUGCUGAUCAGCUCCAGCGACCCACGGGCUGCGGCCAGGAUCGGGGACCUGGCGCACCUGUCCCGCAGUGCUCCCACCCAGGACGCCUCGGCCGGAUGCACCCCAGCGGCUGAACAGCAGGGCAUGGCUCCCAAAGUCCAGCUGCCCCUCAACGUGUACCUGGCGCUCUACGCCUACAAGCCCCAGAAGAGCGAUGAGCUGGAGCUGCGCAAGGGCGACACGUACCGCGUGCUGGAGAAGUGUCGGGACGGCUGGUUCAAGGGCACAGCGCUGCGGACGGGGCUCUCGGGCGUGUUCCCAGGGAACUACGUGACGCCCAUCUCCAGGGUUCCUGUAGGCGGGGCUGGGCAACCCCGGAAUAAUGCAGUCGGAGGGUCUCCGCUGGCCAAGGGGAUGGCCACAACCCUUCACCCAGGCGGUGGGAGUCUGAGUAGCCCGGCCACAGCCCUGAGGCCGGCCCUCCCCCUCACCAUGGCCCAGGCUCCGGCCCAGCACCAGGCAGUCUCACCCGCACUGAGCAGUUGUCUGCGGCACUCAGUUCAGCCGGCGGCCAGCCAAGCCCGGAGUGCCGCCCCCACCGCUGCCCACCCGGCCCAGGCGCAGGGCCGGCCCACCGCCGCGGUGUCGCCCCUGCGUGCCCAGAGCCUGCCCGCCGUCGGGUCCCCGCAGCACAGCCCCUGGCCAGCCAUCCCGCUCACGUCGGCAGCCUCGGCCGUCACUCCUCCCAACGUCAGCGCCGUCCACCUCCACGGGGAGGCCGGAGCGGGCCCUGCCAGCGGCUGGUCGGCACCCAGCCCCACCAGUGCGGGAAGUAGACCCGACGAGAGGAGAAGCGAAAGGAAAGACAAGAAGCCCGGGCUGCUGAAGCUGCUGGCCGGCGCGUCCACCAGGAAGAAGUCGCGCUCCCCGCCGUCCACCUCUCCCACCCACGACCCCCAGGCAGCGGUGGACGCCUCACUCCAGGGCGCGGUGGGGCCCGAAGUGUCCUCACUGUCCGUCCACGGCAGGGCCGGGUCCUGCCCCGUUGAGGGCGAGAUGCAGGGGGCCUUGGGGUUGGAGCCGCUGCACAGGAAGGCAGGCUCCUUGGAUCUGAGCUUCCCGUCGCCCUCCCAACAGGCCCCUCUCUCCGCGGCCACCGUCCGCCCCGAGCCCAAGCUGCUGCCCAGAGAGAGGUACCGCGUGGUGGUCUCAUACCCGCCCCAGAGCGAGGCGGAGAUCGAGCUGAAGGAAGGGGACGUGGUCUUCGUGCACAAGAAGCGUGAGGACGGCUGGUACAAGGGGACCCUGCAGAGGAACGGCCGCACCGGCCUCUUCCCCGGCAGCUUCGUGGAGAGCUUCUGA